GAACGCGUUGGAUGUGCUGAGUUAUAGUCACAUCCGUUGCCCGUCUCGUUUCGAACAUUCUAACACACCAAACCAAACAUCUUGUCAGCUGUGCUCAGAGAAGAAAGGAAGCCCUUUAGAUCGCCGAGAAGCUGUGUGCACUGGCCUUUAGCCGCCCACUUGGCGUUCUCGAUGACAGUUGCGACUGCUUUUCCUCGCGCCGCUUUAUUUCUUCCUAUGUUGAGCUGUAUUGAAUUUAUAAGUUUCUUGCCAUUCAUUUUGGCUUCACUCGCAAACUAGCGCUCCGGGCCUCUGUGUUCCCAAACGACUCUGGGUAUUUUUGUUGCAUCUGUGUGUUGUGCUUGUGAGGCUCUUUCAUUGAGAGAGCGUCCGAAAGACUCUGUGCUGUUACGGCAGGGGCGCGUCAUUGAGUGAGAAGAGGCACAAGCAGUGACAGUGAGAGUGACUGCGGUUUUGUUUCUCGACUCCCGAAGUGUGAUCAAGAAUAUCAUCGCUGAGAGACUGAACGAAAUCCAUCGUGAAAAAGACUAAUAAUUCUUGCAUAAGAGGAGAAGAGAGAAAAAAUGAGUGAAUAUCUUGGAAAAAUGCACAAGUCAGUACUUUGGAAGCUCCUGUCAUGUCUCAUAGUUCUGCUCGUGCUCGUGGAUAAAGCAGAGAGUGACUACGAGAAUACGUGGAAUUUCUAUUAUGAGCAGCCUUGCUGUGGCAACUCCAAUGGACAACACCACUUGAGGCAUCACAGAGAUCAUGUCAGGGAGUUCAGCUGUGGUACAUUGUACUACAGAACAUUCCUGCUGGAUGAGAAGAAGGAUGUUCUCUACGUUGGCGCAAUGGAUCGUGUUUUCAAGCUCAAUCUCAAAAAUAUCAGCUUAUCUGGAUGCGAGAAGGAUCACAUCGUGCUGGAGCCAACUGGAUACGACACCACGAGUUGUGUGUCUAAAGGAAAAAGUCAGCUCUUCGAUUGUCGAAAUCACAUCAGAGUCAUCCAAUCAAUCGAAGAGGGAACUCGACUGUAUGUUUGCGGAACGAAUGCUCAUAACCCCAAGGACUACGUUAUUUAUUCCAACUUGACACAUCUGCCACGUUCUGAGUACGUUCCGGGUGUCGGCACGGCAAUUGCGAAGUGUCCGUAUGAUCCAUUGGACAACUCCACGGCGAUUUACAUCGAAAAUGGAAAUCCCGGAAAUCUUGCAGCUCUGUACUCGGGAACAAAUGCGGAAUUCACCAAGGCGGACACAGUCAUUUUCCGGACGGAUCUCUACAAUAUGACGUCGGGCAAGCGGGAGUACAACUUCAAGAGGACGCUCAAAUAUGACUCCAAAUGGCUAGACAAGCCAAACUUUGUCGGAUCCUUUGACGGUGGCGAGUAUGUGUACUUCUUCUUCCGCGAGACCGCCGUGGAGUACAUCAAUUGCGGCAAGGCCGUGUACUCGCGCAUAGCGCGCGUCUGCAAGAAGGACACGGGCGGCAAGAACAUCUUGAGCCAAAAUUGGGCGACAUACCUUAAAGCCAGAAUCAACUGCAGCAUCUCGGGCGAGUUUCCCUUCUACUUCAACGAAAUCCAAUCUGUCUAUCAGCUGCCAAACGACAAGACCAAAUUCUACGCCACGUUCACCACCAGCACUAAUGGACUCGUGGGCUCUGCCGUCUGCAGCUACGACAUUAAUGAGAUUCACGCAGCUUUCGCAGGAAAAUUCAAGGAACAAGCCACGUCCAACUCAGCUUGGCUGCCAGUGCUCAAUUCCAAAAUUCCCGAACCACGGCCCGGAACAUGUGUCAAUGACACGUCAACCCUUCCGGACAAUGUACUCAACUUUAUCCGCUCGCAUCCACUGAUGGACAAAGCCGUCAGCCACGAACACAAUAAUCCUGUGUUCUACAAGAGGGACUUGGUGUUCACGAAACUCGUUGUGGACAAAAUUAAAGUGGAGAUCCUGAAUCAGGAGUACACUGUGUACUACAUUGGCACCAACAAUGGGCGCAUUUACAAGAUUGUGCAGUACUACAGGAAUCAGGAGUCCAAGUCCAAGUUGCUGGACAUCUUCGAGAUUGCCCAGAACGAGGCCAUUCAGGUGAUGGAGAUCAGCCAGUCCAGCAAGUCACUCUACGUGGCGACGGACCAGAGAAUCAAGCAGAUCGAUCUGGCGAUGUGCAACAGACGCUACGACAACUGCUUCAGAUGCGUGAAGGAUCCCUAUUGCGGCUGGGACAAGGACACAGGAAGCUGCAAACCCUACGAAUUGGGACUACUUCAGGACGUGGGCAAUGAGACCUACGACAUCUGUGACACGAGUGUGCUGAAGAAGAAAAUUGUGGUGACUUAUGGCCAGAGUGUUCACUUGGGGUGUUUUGUCAAGAUUCCCGAAGUCCUGAAGAAUCAACAAGUCACAUGGUAUCACCAUUCGAAGGAGAAGGGACGCUAUGAGAUUAAGUACAGCCCCACGAAGUACAUCGAGACGACGGAGCGCGGCCUGGUGGUGAUUUCGGUGAACGAGGCCGACGGCGGCAGAUACGAUUGCCACCUGGGAGGCUCUCUGCUCUGCAGCUACAACAUCACCGUGGACGCGCACAGGUGUACUCCGCCCAACAAGAGUAAUGACUACCAGAAGAUUUAUUCAGACUGGUGUCACGAAUUCGAAAAAUAUAAAUCAGCAAUGAAAUCUUGGGAGAAGAAACAAGCGCAAUGCUCAUCGCGCCAAAACUACAGCAAUCAGCAUCCCAACGAUGUUUUCCACAGAACACCCACCGUCUGAUACUGAGGUGUCACGAGUGCUUAAACAUUUUCUCCCGCGAAACAGAACUGAUAGAUCGUAAGAGUGGAUCACAGAUUUAGAAGCAUAGGCAGAUUUUGGGCGAGCAUUGAAAUCAUCUCCAGAGCCCAAAGUAUCAACGUCUGCGCGGCACUGCGAGCAGUUAAUUGGAUAGAAUUCGGCGUAAAAGUAGUUGAGGAUGUUGUGAAAAGCAUAUUUUUUAAGUUAGAAAAUUUAUCAAUUCGGUUGAGACAAAAAAAAAAUUGUGAGAUCAACUAGAAACUAAGUGUGAAUGAAUGAUGAGAAGAGAAAGGAAAUUAUAAAAUUGACAACGCGAUAAACAAUUGAUAAAAGAAAGGAGAAAAACAGAAAUAAUUUAAACAAAAAAAAAUGGAUUGAAUGUGAGAAAAAUAUAUUUUUAUUACACUCGAGAUGGAGAAAAGCAAUAUUUUUAAUUUGUUCAAUAGACGGAGAAAAAAAAUGGUGAAAACAGAGAAAAUGAUUUCGAUGUAUAAAAAUGAAAAAAAGAGGAGAAAUGUAAUGAAGAAAAAGGGGUAAGAGAAAUCUUUUUGAGAAAAAUUUAAACUCGAAUUUAAAACAUUAGUUAUCGAUAAAUAAUUAAAAAGCGUGAAAAAGUAGAAUAGCUUUUUUACAGUGUAAAUUUUCUUUCUGAAACUUUUCUUAUUUUUAUGGACAAUUUUUGAUAACUAACCGAGCUUCUCAUAUUUUUCUUAUUAUUAUUAUUAUUUCUAUUCUCCUUUUAAUCAAUAUAUCAAUUUUUUCGUGAAUUUAUUUGGGAAAUAUUUUGAAAGAAGAUGAAGAAAGAAAAACACUACAAAACGAAGAAAAACUAUAACAUUUAUAAUAAAGAAUCUAUUCAUAUGACAAUUAUUGCCACCAAUUUUCAAUGUAAAUACCUUAAAAGAGAAAUUUUCGUUCAGUUUCUACUGUAAUAAAGAAGAAUAUAAACUAUAAACUAAACAUGCAUAUAAAAGAGGAGAAAAAAUAUCCGAUAAGUUAAAUUUGUUCUGUAAGAUUAAAUCUUAAAAUAAGAGUAUCUGUACAUUAAGGGCUUUGACAGAAAUGAUAAAAUGAUGGACGAAGGUAACUUUGUAGACAUAAGCAAUAAUAAAGAAACUUAAAGUGUUUUUUCAGUUCUCAAGAUAAAAGGAAAAAAAAUGAACGAAAGAGCGAUAAAAUACAAGUAAAAGAAAUACUUUCUAUAUUUGUUUCUCAAACUUAGACUUUAAAGAAGACUUUUAAGUAAUUGUGAAAUGAACCCUGGGCGAUUUGUCAAUCUUACUAGUUUUAUGUGAGAGAAAAAAAAACGAGUCACAAUCUGAAUUUUUGGAGUUUUGACAACCAGUGGACACUGUGAUAAAAUAUUCGGAGUUUUUUUUUCUCAGUUUCAUAGUUGAAUCUAUAAUUAUUAGGAAAAUAGUUGAACGCACAUUUUGUAAAAUCUUCUGUUUCACUCAAAUUUUCUAUAUAUUUUCCCCUUUACAAACCAAUUCAAUGUGGCGUUUGUUGAAAAUAAUAUUUGUUUCGAUUGAUAAAUCUCCCAAAACUUGUAACUUUCUUCAAUAUGUAAACGCAGAAAACAAUCAACUUAGAUUAAGAGAAAAGAGAAAGGAAUGAUGUGGAAAAUCUGACAAAUCAUGCGAAGGAUUGUAAGAGGAAGAAAAGAAAGUAUAAAACUAAUCAUUAAUUCUGUGUAUGGAAAUGAAAUCAACAAUAUGAGAGAUAAUCUUCUCUUUUUCUCUGUAAUUAAAAACACACACACACACACAAAACAUUACAUCAACACUCUCUUAUUUCUUUCAUGACAUUCAUAGAGAAAACCCACUUAAAAUAAGACUUUUUAAGUGACGCCCCAUCAAAAUAUUUGACGAUGGCGCGAAUAUUGCUGUGUAAAAAGCAUUUUAUGAAAAAAAUUAAUAUUCUCUACAACUAAGUGCUUAUUUUGCAUAUUUCAUCGUAUAAGUAUUUUAUUUUCUAUAUUUGUUAAUGUGUGAAUGAUUGGAAUUUGUGUGUGAGGAAGAAAAACUAAGAGAUAUCGAAGUGAAUUUGUUAUAAAGAGAGGAAGUUUAAACUUAAUAGCUAUGUAUAUGACUAAGAGAAAACAAAAAAAAAGAGUAGAGGAAAUCGUGUAAAAUAGUAUUUAACAUGGAGGAUGAGCAGUUAAAUGAAUAAGUAAACGUUUUGAGAAUGAUAGCAUAAAGUGGAAAUAAUGAGGAGAAAAAAACCCUGUAGCUUCUGCCAAUUUAAUAAAUGAAAAAAAAAUGAACAAGACAAGAUGAGGACACGAAACACUACAUUUCUUAUAUUUAAUUACAACAUAUUGACGAAUAUAGCAUGAAGUAUUUAUAUAGAGAAGAACUCUGACGUCAUAAUGAGACAAGUAAGAUUGAUAGUAAGUCAAGAAAGCGCCAGAAAAGAAAACAAAACCUUUUACAACUCCAAGUUCCGAAUGUACACCGAAAGAUGAUGAAAUGUCUGUGUACAAAAGUGAUUAAGUUACUCCUUAAAAUUUAUUUAAUGAUUUAACAUGUCAAUAAAAGCAUUAUAUCGUAAUUAAUCCAGUAACCAUUUGCGAUGGAAAGCGAAACAGUUUUCACAAGAAGAACCAUAUUAGCUUCUAAGUUCACACUUGAAAGUAAUAAAUUUUAUCAUCUGCGACACAAGAGAGAAGAAGAAAAAAAACACACAUGAAAACUCAUAAGAAAACCAAU
Molecule: messenger RNA, 5482 nt
Organism: Phlebotomus argentipes
Lineage: Eukaryota; Metazoa; Arthropoda; Insecta; Diptera; Psychodidae
Gene: Sema2a
Product: semaphorin-2A
Exons: 16
Coding region: 564-2753 (729 amino acids)
Biological process (GO): neural crest cell migration; positive regulation of cell migration; negative chemotaxis
Molecular function (GO): semaphorin receptor binding; chemorepellent activity
Source: RefSeq, a predicted model, not a curated record